Camarhynchus parvulus is the source of this 5787-nucleotide messenger RNA. RefSeq names its product unc-51 like kinase 4 (gene ULK4). Gene Ontology annotation, molecular function: protein kinase activity; ATP binding. The coding region runs from base 467 to 4363 and encodes 1298 amino acids. NCBI's taxonomy places the organism in Eukaryota, Metazoa, Chordata, Aves, Passeriformes, Thraupidae. The transcript is spliced from 38 exons. Gene Ontology annotation, biological process: protein phosphorylation. The record is from RefSeq and is a predicted model, not a curated record.
CACAGCAAAACGCUCCGGUUCCCGAAGUCACUCUGCCUGCUGAGCCGGCGCCUUUCCCGCUUGUCUGUAUUUUGUAGCGCGCAGGGACCAGUGUCCCGUCCGGACACUGCCACCGGGGCAUGGGACACUCCGUCUCGGGGGCGGGGCUCCGCUGGUUCGAUUGAUGGCGGCGGCGUGGCGGUGAUCCAUUCCGCGCCGCACAACGGCUGUCGUUCCCAUCCUUUCCUGCCGGGUGCAUUCCCCGCACACAGAUACGGCUGUCGUUCCCAUCCUUUCCCGCCGGGUACAUCACCGGCGCGGCUACGGCUGUCGUUCCUUUCCCCCUUUUCCGCCGGGUCUAUCCCUGGCACAGGUGCGGCUGUCGUUCCCCUCCUUUCCCGCCGGCUCCAUCCCCGCACCCAGGUUUAUUUGUUUAUGAGAUUAAUGCCAUGUUUCCAGUCUGCUGCCUGUGAAGUGUCCUAAAAGCAUGGAGAACUUUGUUUUGUAUGAGGAGAUUGGAAGAGGAAAUACGACAAUUGUUUAUAAAGGUAGAAGAAAAGGGACAAUUAAUUUUGUUGCCAUUAUUUGCACUGAUAAAUGCAAGAGAGCUGGAGUAGCAAACUGGGUUCGUCUGACUCAGGGACUCAAACAUAAGAAUAUAGUGACAUUUUAUGAAUGGUAUGAAACAAGCAACCAUCUCUGGCUUGUAGUGGAAUUAUGCACAGGUGGCUCUCUAGAAUCUGUCAUUGCUCAGGAUGAAUGUCUACCAGAAGAUGUGGUGAGAGAAUUUGGUAUUGAUCUGGUUACUGGUUUAUACCAUAUUCAUAAGCAUGGAAUUAUCUAUUGUGAAUUGAAGCCUGGAAAGAUUCUACUGGAAGGGUCUGGCACUUUGAAAUUCAGUAGUUUUUGCCGGGCUAGAGCAGAUGGUGAAGACUUGGAAAAAGUUUUUACUUUAGCUGGAGCUGAAGAAGGUGAAGAUAUUAAUGAAAACACUGUGCAAAUAUACUUUAAAAAUAUAGUUCAAGGCUUUCCAUUAUACACAGCUCCUGAAGUAAUAAAGGGAGACAACUUCUGCAAAGCCAGUGAUCUGUGGUCCCUGGGAUGUUUACUCUAUGAAAUGUUCUCAGGAAAACCACCAUUCCUGUCAGAAAGCCGUUCUGAAUUAAUUGAAAAGAUUUUAUCUGAAGAUCCAUUGCGACCAGGACCAGAGAGUAGGGUUCUGUUAUUCUUCAAUGGAUCAAGUCACAGUUCUGCUUUUCACAAACCUUCUGCUGAGUUUAUAAGUUUGCUUGAUGGGUUACUUCAAAAGGAUCCUCAGAAAAGGCUGAAUUGGACAGACCUAUUGCAGCAUCCAUUCUGGAAAGGAUCCUUUAGCCAUUGUGGUGGUGGUUCUGCAGACAGACAGGGCACAAGCUUGAGCAAAGAAGACACAGAGUUACCAGUUUCUUGUAGUGCCAAAGAGUCAGUGGAUGAUAAUGAAAAUCUAGAUAACCUGUCAUCCUCCAGGGAAGGUCUUAAAUCACCAAGCAAUUCUCUCAAAAUAGAAACUCAGACUGAAUUGCGGCCCAAAAGUGCAGCUGAUGGUGAAUCAAAUGAAUCCAUAUUUCUUCUCAGUUCUCGUCCCACACCUAGAACUAACACUGCAGUAGAAGUACGUGAUGCCACUACUGUCCCAAUAAAAAAUUCUUCACAAGGAGAUUCAUGGUUGAAAAAAGCUGAAAAUGUGUGCUCAAGUCAGCAGGAUAUGGAGUCAAAAUUGAAAGAGCUCAUUUACACUGAGUCUGAUCUUACUGUGACACCAAUCAUUGACAAUCCAAAGAUAAUGAAGCAAGUACCAGUUAGAUUUGACCCGAAAACUUUACAUAUACCAGCAUAUUCAGUUGAGAAGUUGUCAUCUAUGAAAGACGUGGACUGGAAUAACUUUGUGAAAAGACUGUGUUCCCUGCUUGAAUCCAGCGAGAAGAAUACAGGAGCAGCACGUUCUAAACUGAACUUACUGUACUAUCUGUGCACUUUGGUUGUCCACAAGGAGAUUGCAAACAGGCUAAUUAGCUCUCAGCUGUUUCCUAUAUUGAUACAGCAGUUGCGUGCAGCUGCCAACUGGGAUAUACGUGCUAACAUUGCUCGAGUGAUUGGUUUACUGGCGUUACACACAUCUGAACUUGAAGAAAAUGUACCUGUUUCUGAGGCAAUUACACUUUUAACUGAGCUAAUCAGAGAGAACUUCAGAAACAGCAAAUUGAAGCAAUGCUUUCUACCAGCACUUGGGGAGCUGCUUUUCCUCAUAGCCAGCAAGGAGGAAAAAGGGGAGCACCCCAGGGAAUGCUGGGCUGUUCCCUCAGCUGCUUACACUGUGCUAAUGAGGUGUCUUCGGGAAGGGGAAGAGCGGGUAGUGAACCAUAUAGCAGCAAAGAUAAUUGAAAAUGUUUGUACUACUCGUUCAUGCCAUGCACAAGGAUUUAUUACAGGAGAAAUUGGACCUGUCUUGUGGUACCUUUUCACACAUUCUACAGGAGAUUCUUUGAAGAUAACUCCUAUUUCGGCUUUGUGCAGAAUUACUCGUUCCUCACCGAACGCUUUCCAGAGUGUCAUUGAAAAAGUGGGAUUAACAGCUGUACUAAAUUCCUUGGCAAAUGGAAUGUGCAAAAUUCAGCAGUACAUGCUCACUAUGUUUUCAGCAAUGUUGUCCUGUGGAAUUCAUCUACAGAGACUAAUUCAAGAAAAGGAUUUUGUGACUACAAUUACUCGUCUACUUGAAAGUCCUUCAACUUUUAUUCGAGCAAAAGCCUUUCUGGUCCUGCUACAAGUUUUAAUUAAUAACAGGGAGAUGUUGCUCCUCAGUUGUCAAACAAGACUCCUGAUGUAUAUUGAAAGAGACAGCAGAAAGACCAUGCCAGGAAAAGAGCAGCAAGGUGGCAGUGAAUACCUGUCAAAAUGCCUGGAUCUUCUCAUCUAUCACAUUGUGCAGGAGCUGCCAGGAAUUCUAGGUGACAUUCUCAGUGCCCUAACUAACGUCUCUGGACGUAAACACCCAUCAACAGUUCAGGCCAAACAGCUGAAGAUGUGUCUUCCUAUGAUGCCUGUAGUGCUUCAUCUUGUGACAUCCCAGGUAUUUCGUCCCCAGAUAGUCACAAAGGAGUUUCUUUUCAACUAUGGCAUCUUACUUGAGUUCAUCAGAUCAAUAGACUCAGGAGAAACAAUCUUGGAUAGAGCAAUAGGGCAAGCUGCAUCAGAAGAAUUGAUUAAGACUACUUUAAUGACCUUUGGAGCAGUAACAGAGCAUCCCAGCUUGCUGAUGACCCAUCGCUUGACUGUUGAAGACUCUAUCAUCCCACCACUUGUUUCUUUGGUCCACAGUCAGAAUGAGGAAUGGAGACUCUUGAGCUUGCGGUUGCUCUCAGAAACCACAUCAGUGCUUUUAAGCCAUGAAGUCAUGGAUGAGGAGAAAGAGGAGAGCCUCAACUCAAACAACAAGCUUCUGUCUCUCAUUAGAGAUUUACUGCUGCCUCAGUAUGAGCACAUUCUGCUGGCUCCAGACCCAAUACCAAUGUAUGCUCUGAAACUGCUGGUGGCCCUGACUGACCGCAGCCCUGCUUCUGUGAGCCUCAUGGAAGAAAACCAUCUUUUUCCAGUUCUUUUUCAAGUCAUCUUGAGAUACCAGGACAGUAUACUUGGGAAUACAAUGCAAACUGUAAUUGUCUUACUGAAUAAUAUUGUUGCUAACAAAAGUGUGAACAUGGUGCCACUCUUUCAAGAAGGACUGACUCAUCACGUCUGUAAUCUCCUGACAGAAGCUGUGGCCCUGUACUUGGAGGCAGAUGAUAAAAGGAACACCAAGACAGCGAAUGUGCUGCUAGGGUCCUUACUUGACAUUUUGCAAUAUGUGCUGACAUAUACAGCAAACAUUGUGCGCCAGACUUUGCAGGCACAGAAAUCUGGGGCAGGAGGAGACACGCAGGCUGCUGAAGACCUUCUGCUUAUCAAUAAACCCCUGACGGACCUGAUUAGCCAGCUUAUUCAACUGCUUCCCAGUGAAGAUACUGAAAUAUUUUUGAGUGCCUCACAGAGCUUAUUAUUGCUGGUUCAGCUGUAUGGAGGGAGCAAUGAGGAGAGUAUGUCUCCAGAAAACAUGGACAGCUUUGCUGAAGUACUGAAGUCCAAAGAAGAUCCACGAGAACUUAAGCUUUUGUUGAAAAUUGUUAAGAGACUGAUAACUUCAAACAGGAAGCACUUGGAGAGCCUGAAGAAUGAUGGUGAUGCUCUUAUCCAGGCUCUGGAGAGCCUGGUCCAAACUGCCAGCUCUGACGUUGACAGUGCUGUUGUUCCCUUGGCAUUUGAAAUUCUGAGAGCGGUGGGACACGAAAAUACCAAGACUCCCAAGUGAACAAUUUUUGACCAGCCUUCUGAAAUGUGCAGGUGACUGCCUUGGCUGUUCAUCUUAAGGGGUCGCCUCAUGCUUGUGACUGGCACUAGAAAAUACCUUUUUAUCAAGACAGACAAUAUUGUUCACCUCAAGCAACCAAUACCAGCCACUGUGAUCACACAGAGCCUGUGUGUGGGGCAUGAGAGGAUAGAUUUUACCCGGUUUUCUACGCACAGCCUUGUACUCGCUAGCCCCUCCUUUGCCUAGCACUGCUCAGCUUAAGCUACAAGGGUGGAGUGUUGUUCUCAGCUGCCAACGCUCCUGGCUGCAGUUGAGAACAGGUGUGGUGAUGACCCUGGCAGUUUGUCAAACCCCCAGUAAAAGCUGGUACCCUAGAAAAGGUCCUCAGUGUGUGUAGAGUUAAAUUCUUCUCCACAUGUGCUGCGGCUGAUGUCUGUCAGUUUGUCAGUGCAUCCACCAAGCACACGUGCCUGUGACAGCUGCUGCUACACCCCUGCUCUGACAGCCCCAUUACCCAGAGUGUGUGGAUGCAAGCAAACAGCCCCACGCAACCAGAUUUCACCUUGUAUCUUACAGGAAUUGUUUUCUUACAUUGCUUCAAAUAUUGCUAUCUUUCAGCUGGAGUUACUAGAAAGAGGGAAGAGUGAAGUGCUGGCUAUUAUUUGGGGUAGUGUUUUACAGUAAGAGUUGAAGAGCCAAGUGUGGCUGAGAGGAACAAAGCUGAAUUCCUUGUGUGAGCCCUCUCCUUCUGCAGCAGAAGGGGAAGCAGGCUGGUGUGGCUCCCUUCAGCUCACAGCAUCUUGAGCCAGGAGCCUCUGCAGCAAAGCCUGCUCUGAUCUCUGGCUGGCAAACUGCUGCCUGCAGUGGAUGUGCCUGGAGUGCUGCUCCCAGAGCUGGUGACAGCUGCACGGUGCACACGUGCAGCCUGCGGCUGAACCGGCAGCCUCAGAACCACUUUGUCCCCUUGCAGUCACACAGGUGCUGCCUCAAGGGAAGCCAGUCACACACAGGUCUUGUCUUGCACAGCAGCUGAACACUGAGGACACCUGAGAAGGGCUUUGAACCAGCUGAGGGCUUGUGUGCAAAGGAUCUUUCCCUGUCCCUUAGUGCUGAGGAGCAGCUGAGGCUGCUCACCCUUAGUGAAGCCCAGAGAGAAGUGGGGCUGGCAGGCCUGGCACCAGUGGAGUUGCCUCACAUCUGGCUAUGCCUGCCCCACGCCAAGGACCCUGCCAAGGCAAAGCAGGGGCAGCCUGGUGCCUUGGAGGACUGCAGCAGGAAACCUCCAGGCUAUGAAGGGUAACUAUGCCAGAGUGGGAGCAAAGAGGUAAACUAUUCUUGUCUCCCACCACUAAAGUGGUUGUGCAAGUGCAGGACUAUUUCUGAACACACAAAUAUAUUUUGUGAUCUGAAAUAAUUUGACACAG